AUGAUAAAGUAUCGCGUCGAGCACAAUGGCGACUCCGCGACCAUCACGCUAAUAUACGGCGUGGAUAGGAAGCGUCGAUCACCCAGCAGAAGACGGAGGAGGCGACCUAAGACUACGCAGGGGGGGGGGGGGGAGGCUAACUUGACGGCUCAACCGCCAGGGGCGGCCCCACCUGUUCCGAAGAGGAGGACGAGACCGACAGGGGCGGUGCAGGGUGAUCCAAACCCGGUGGCUAAACCACCGGGGGCGGUUCAUUCUACGCGGCCGCCCCCACCCACUCGACAGAAGCAUUCGCCAGGAGCGGCCCAGGGGGGACCAAAGCUGUCAGCUCCACUGACAUUGGCGGCCCCUCCUGUAGACGUACCAGCUCAAAUGGAUACGGGACACGUGGUCAUUACUGACCCCCCGGCAAGUCCACCAGCACCUCCGGCAGUUGUUGCUGUUCCAGCGGCGGUCCAGCGAGAACCCAAGAGGAGGAAGAUGUCGGCGGCCACCAUACCGAAGACAUCCGACUGGAUUCUCGUCUGCGACAAACUUCCAGCAAAGUACCGAGGAGCGGUUAUCGGUGACCGACAGCAAGCACCUCAAGGGACCGUGGGUAGAAGAGCUGUGGCGCCAACUUCCAACUGGACAGGGGAAGUACCAGCUACAGGCAGCCCUCCACUCAAAACAACUCUACGUGACAGCACAGCAGGACGGACUGUACAGGCAGGGACUCCUGAUGCCAUCGAUGUCCAACGCGACGAUUCAUCGCAUCCUAAAGAUGGUAUUGCGGGACAUCCAUCCAGGAGCCAUCGACAGAAACGCCCAGCUGUUGACUGA
This is a messenger RNA of Gigantopelta aegis, 822 nucleotides long. RefSeq names its product wiskott-Aldrich syndrome protein homolog 1-like. The coding region runs from base 1 to 822 and encodes 273 amino acids. The transcript is spliced from 2 exons. The record is from RefSeq and is a predicted model, not a curated record. NCBI's taxonomy places the organism in Eukaryota, Metazoa, Mollusca, Gastropoda, Neomphalida, Peltospiridae.